This is a messenger RNA of Durusdinium trenchii, 1732 nucleotides long. The record is from the annotation of a GenBank genome assembly. NCBI's taxonomy places the organism in Eukaryota, Dinophyceae, Suessiales, Symbiodiniaceae.
UGGGAACUUGUGAUUCAUUCGCCUUGCUUGGCCUCGCAUGUCGGUUUGCCUUGACCGAUCUAUUUGACAGUAAGAUAGAUCGAUACUUUGAGGACUGCAGAUGGUCCUUGGGCUCGUCAUUGCAGCCAGAUCGAAUAGAUCGAAUGAUAAGAAGGGGUCUUCGUGGCGACGAGCUUUAUCUGCAAAAACUUCGACUGCACUCAGCUUUCACGACAUCCGUCAGGACAAUCAUGCAAGCAGCAGUCAGGUUGUCGGAUGGGCGAACCUGGAGAAUCUCGAUCGACCUCAACAUGUCGAGUGCAUUGAACACAUCUCCAGUGCAAGAAGGCACUACCAUGAGGCAGUGCAGCAGAUUGACCCGCUGAUAUCCUCCAAUACGUCAGACGAGUUGCGUCUAAAUGAGGAAUUUUUUCAGCCACAUUUGCCUGAUGACCUGCUACAUGCAAUCGAACGAGAGCAUGAGGAGCUCAUCCCUUACAAGGGGAGAUAUUUGAAGGGGAGACCAGUCAUCGAAGUCUUUCGAUAUUUUUGCACGAUUCUGCAAGUGCCUGCACUGCAAUGUCGGGUGCCCAAUGUAGGCUUCUGCGGUGAUCGAGAAUUCUAUUGUGCCUUGCAUGAUGCUGUUUUUAAUGGCAAGGCCAAGGCAGCCAUCUGGCUCUUGGAGCAGCAUGCAGACCCUUCAGUGAAGAACAUGGAAGGAUACACGGCCCUGCAUUGGUUGGCUUUGCGAAGUAUGGACGAAGACUCAGAUGUGGAGGAAGUUGUGCGAAGCCUUAUUCGAAGCCGCGCCUCCGUGGAGCAAAGCACAGAAGAAGGCAAGAUUCCUUUAGAGAUGGCAGUGAAGCCUGGAAGCCUUUUCCCGAAGCAUUUGCUCUACUUGCUCGCGCCCUCAUACCAGGCAUUGGAUGGAGCCCAGGUCCGGCUUCACAAUUGCUCAUUCUUUGAGGACCUCGCGCUCAUGUCUAGCCACAGUGGCAAAGCUGCCCAGGACUUUGCGGAUCGUAUUGCUACGCUUCCAGUUGCCGUGGCAAAACACAAAGCAAUCGCAGAUGCACAGCACGAAAAUGCUGUGGAUUGCAUGGCAAGCCUGCUGCAGAUGGCUCCUGAAGCAGCUGCGGUGAUGCUGGGGUUGCUGUUGGCACGGCCAAUCCAGGAGAAUCCUGGACACCAUUCCCUCAGCUCUCGAGCCAUUCUUUGGGGCCGAACUCUGCAAUGUGCAUACAAGCCGGACCAGCGGAUGACUCGCUUGGGGCCGCGCCAGAAUCUGGUCCGCUGGCCUGAGUGGAAAUACGACGCCACUCUGGGACAUGCACCUACCUGGCAUGGCAAGUUGUUGCAGGUGCCACAAGAGCACCAAGCUCGUAGUUCAAAAGUCUUUGACGUGGAGACUCUCGUCUUGCUUUUGCCCAACAUUUUGGACAUCGAUAUCUUCAUGGCUCUGGCUUCUACCAGAAGUGUGCACAGGCAAAUUUUUAACUCACUGCCAGUCAAAGCUGCAGUGCAUUGCCUGUGGAUGGAGCUCAUAAGCACGGUAUUUGGUCUCACAUUGAUUUUCAACUUCAUGGACCUGCUAAUCUUUGCCUGCUGGGGUUUGACACCUGCGGGACGUCCACUACUCUGGCGUCUCACAAGCUCCAACAACCAGGACAUCGGUACAAACUCCAGUUUGCAAUUCCCUCGAUUUGCAAAUUUUCUCUUGGCUGGUCUCCUGCGCAACUUGGUUUUAAGGUGA